CUCACGAGAACAUGCCUCUUGCAAAGGAUCUUCUUCAUCCCUCUCCAGAAGAAGAGAAGAGGAAACACAAGAAGAAGCGCCUGGUGCAGAGCCCCAAUUCCUAUUUCGUGGGUGUAAAAUGCCCAGGAUGCUAUAAAAUCACCACCGUCUUUAGCCAUGCACAAGCAGUAGUUUUGUGUGCUGGCUGCUCUACUGUCCUCGGCCAGCCUACAGGAGGAAAAGCAAGGCUUACAGAAGGAUGCUCUUUCAGACGGAAGCAGCACUAA
Molecule: messenger RNA, 266 nt
Organism: Dama dama (fallow deer)
Lineage: Eukaryota; Metazoa; Chordata; Mammalia; Artiodactyla; Cervidae
Product: small ribosomal subunit protein eS27-like
Exons: 1
Coding region: 12-266 (84 amino acids)
Biological process (GO): translation; ribosomal small subunit assembly
Cellular component (GO): ribosome; cytosolic small ribosomal subunit
Molecular function (GO): RNA binding; structural constituent of ribosome
Source: RefSeq, a predicted model, not a curated record